This is a messenger RNA of Amyelois transitella, 758 nucleotides long. It is a transcript of the gene Cpr49Ae, whose product is annotated as endocuticle structural glycoprotein ABD-4. Gene Ontology annotation, molecular function: structural constituent of chitin-based larval cuticle. NCBI's taxonomy places the organism in Eukaryota, Metazoa, Arthropoda, Insecta, Lepidoptera, Pyralidae. The record is from RefSeq and is a predicted model, not a curated record. Bases 69 to 473 code for a protein of 134 amino acids. Gene Ontology annotation, cellular component: chitin-based extracellular matrix. The transcript is spliced from 4 exons.
CACACGCCGCCGACUACCGACACAUGGGAUAUACCACACUUCGCUCAUCUUGAUACUAGAACCUUAACAUGAGAGUGAUAUUUUUCGUUGGGUUAGUUGCCCUAGCGGCGUCCGCUCCACAACAAAAGCCGUCUGAUCAAGUGAUAGCCAUUAUCAAACAAGAUUUCGAUCAGCAGGUGGAUGGAUCUUACAGAUACAGUUAUGAGACGGAAAACGGCAUAAAGGCUGAGGAGACAGGUACGCUCAAGAAGGCGAGUGGUCCAGACGCAGGUGAUGUCAUCGUCGCGCAAGGAGGCUUCAGCUACACUGCGCCAGAUGGCACCGUCAUCAACCUGAACUACAUCGCCGAUGAUGAGGGCGGGUUCAAACCUGAGGGAGCACACUUGCCCACACCACCACCAAUACCACCAGCGAUUCAGAAGGCUCUCGACUACCUGGCUACCCUACCACCUUCUCCACCAGGAAGAAAUUGAUCUUUUCCUGUGAAAAACUCACCAUCUUCUCCGUGGUACCUGCGACUUUGAUGCUCAUCGCUACAAAAUUUGCAAUGGUUACAAAAAUCUCGAUUAUUUCUGUAACAGAUUGUAUUUCUGAAGCGAUAAAUAUUUUAUACGACGCAUUAAAAAUCAAAUAAAAAUGAACGUGUACAAUGACUGAACUGUGAUAGACAAUGAUGAUUGAACGAACGGACAUGUUUGUACUAUUUAUUUUCUUAUUAAAUAAAGCAUACAGUGCCAAAGAAGCAUUGCAAAAUUAAA